AGUCUCGUUCACAGACUAAUAUGAAUCAAUUUCGAUCCCUGGUACGAAAUAAGACACCAAAUAUUCGGAUUCAAGACCAAGUGCAAGAUCAAGUACGAACGCUGGAUAGAAAUUUCACCAGGAAUCAAUUCAAUGGUACUACACAAAAUAAUGCCGUACCAAAUAUGUAUGGAACAUAUAAUCGAGCACAAUCGAGACAAGAAAACAAAUCAACGGUGGCGACGUUGAGUCAAGUACAGGGUAGCGAUCCCAAUUUGUAUGCUGUGACGGAAUUGUAAAAUCAAACGGUGUACCAAACACAUGCAAACUGCCAUUAUAUAAGAAUUUUGCAAUUCAAUAACAUAUGUAAGCUCAUUGGUAAAUUGAGUGUGUGUAGAAAAUUGAGAAAAACGAAAACAAAAUCAUUCUUUUUAAGAGACUCUUUCUAGAAACAUUUUACAUUUUUUUAAGUAUUAACGUGCAUAUUUCGAUAUAUGCAUUCUUAUUUUAUAUGAUAAACUCGAAGAAAAGUGGCUCAAUCGUUUGGUAACUUUUGAUAAGAAUCAUAAACAUUUAUAUAUGUUUAAUCAUAAGAUUUUACAAAAGGUCGUCAUUUUAUGAGUACAAUUGAUAGAGACCGGAAACCAUAAAGAGUUUUCCUGCAAAGAUAUUCAAAAUUUUUGGGAAAUCAAAACAAAAAUAAAAAAAAGAGGAUGAAAAGAAAAAACACAUCUUUUUAUAACUAUAAACAUUUGCACAUUUAAUAUUUCUCAUCAAUUUCACGAAUGAUAAAAAUAAUAAUAUGAAUAAAAUAAGAUGAGGACAAAAUAUAACUUAAAAUCGAAGAAUUCAUAAAUAGUAUGUUUUCAGCAUUAUAAAAAUUCAUGUUGAAAUCAAAAAAAACAAUAAAAAGAAGAUAAAGAAGGAAUUCAUUUAUAUUAAUAAUUGAAAAAUAUUUAAAAAUAUUUUCAUUAAAUAAUUUAAAUAUUACA
Messenger RNA from Apis laboriosa (Himalayan honeybee), 971 nucleotides. RefSeq lists its product as uncharacterized. The record is from RefSeq and is a predicted model, not a curated record. Bases 21 to 278 code for a protein of 85 amino acids. The transcript has a single exon. Lineage: Eukaryota; Metazoa; Arthropoda; Insecta; Hymenoptera; Apidae.